AUACACUCAAUUCUGAAAGCUCUACCCCUCUCCUUUUGUCACUCGUUUUUUUAUAAAUAGAAAAUAAAAAUCACUUUACAGAUUACAGUUAUCCUUUAUUUUUCUCUGCUUCCUAAGAUUCGUCAUGUGUGACUUUCAUUCCAUUACCUUCUCAGCAACUUAACAUGGUUGGGUUCAACUCAGUUCCUAAUUGGCUUCUCAUUCUUAAGGAAGAGAAGUUUUUUACUCGCUGUUUGAUUCAUCACUCUGUAAAGAAGAACGAGAAGAACAUUUUCUGCUUAGAUUGCUGCACAAGCAUUUGCCUCCACUGCUUGCCCUUUCACCGCUCUCACGUCCUUUUGCAGAUAAGAAGAUACAUGUACAAUGACGUAUUACGCCUUGGUGAUGCUCAGACAUUGUUGAAUUGUUCCCUUGUUCAACCGUACACAACAAAUAAAACUAAGGUUGUAUUUUUGAAACAAAGGCCUCCCACCGGCUCUCACAGAGGCUCGAGCAACAUUUGCAUCACAUGUGACCGUAACCUCCAAGACCCAUACAUCUUCUGCUCUGUCUCAUGCAAGCAGGUGCAUCAACAUGUUCUACUAAUUACCAAAAGCACAAGCAUAAAGGACACUUGGAACAAGCAUGAAUUCUCUGUGCUACUAGACAAAGAAAGAAGCAGCGAGAACCACCAAGAAAUAGAAGAUAGCCAAAUCACAACAGAUUCAGUCCUAGACUCACACUCACCCACGUCGACAUCGUUAUGCACCGUGUCUGGAUCAACAAGUACUAAUAGUGGGAGUGUGACAGAGAAUGAGUCACUAAAAAAGAAACGUGGUAGUGUUGACAUGGUGCCAGAGAUUUGGUACACAAUGGUGAACCGCCGAAAAGGAGUCCCUCAUCGAUCUCCAUUCUACUGAUAACAUAUCCUCCAACCAAUUGUUUUUUCAAUCGAAUAAACCAAUUUUGUAGGUUCAGAGUUCUUACGUUUUCACAUAUACUUCCACUUCUGGUGUUAUAACCAGUGAGUCAUUUUUUUAUUACUUGACUUUCUUUUAAGUUAAUGCAAUUGAUAUGUAGUCCCCUUUAUUAACAAGGGAAUGCAUUGAACAAAACUAGAGGAUGUUAAAAUGCUUUUCAAUUACAGAGGCACAAGCGCCAUUACGUGUCUUCUUGA
Glycine soja is the source of this 1156-nucleotide messenger RNA. RefSeq lists its product as uncharacterized. The record is from RefSeq and is a predicted model, not a curated record. Lineage: Eukaryota; Viridiplantae; Streptophyta; Magnoliopsida; Fabales; Fabaceae. The transcript has 5 exons. Bases 165 to 899 code for a protein of 244 amino acids.